AUGAGCGACGACCUCGACGAAAACCCGCGCGCCUUUCUCGAUGUGUGCAUUGGCGACGACGGGCCCACUCGGCGCAUAACAAUCCGGUUAUUCCACGAGGACACGCCCAAAGCCGUCGACAACUUCCUCAUGAUCUGUCGCGGCGACGCCGGAUCAAUAAACCUCACAAAUCCCAAUCGCCUAAUCAGACUCUGCUACUCGGGCUGCACCUUCCACCGUGUGGUCGACGGGUUCAUGAUCCAGAGCGGCGACAUAACGCUGAACGACGGCAGGGGCGGAAUGAGCGUGCUCGAUCAGAUCCGCGACGAAGAAUUCGUCGGCGAUCCGGCGGAGGAGAAAACGUUCGAGGACGAGAACCUGGGCUGGAAAUCGAUGAACGAGGCCGGGCUGGUUUGUAUGGCCAACCGCGGUCCCGACACGAACACGUCGCAGUUCUUCAUCACGCUCGACGAUUGCUCGUUUUUGGAUGGGAAACAUACGGUGUUUGGAAAGGUCGAAACAGGACUGGAUGUCGUCAGGGAUAUCGGAAAGGUCAAGGUGGGAGAGAAUAAUAAACCGGUCGAGGAUGUGGUGAUUGUCGACUGUGGCCAGUAUUUUCCCGAAAGCCCGCAGCUAAAAUCCCAUCACCAGCCUCCUCCUCCUCGUCGUCCUCGCUCGAGAUCCCCCUCUCAGCGAAGACACCGCCGUCACCGCGACCAUCACCACCGCCGCCGUUCGCGAUCGCCCCGUCGCCACCACUCCCGCUCCCGCAGUCCCCGUCGCCACAAGCGUCACCGGGACGACGACGAGGAGGAGUACACGCGUGACGAUCCGGAUGCGGAGGAGCGCAUACUCCGCGAGGAGCGCGAGCGCGAGGGUCGUCGCUGGGACAACAUGCCAUCCAACUCCGCCGCCGACGAGCCUGAGGUGAAAUUCAAGGGCCGUGGAACAAUGCGGUAUCGGGAGAGGAAGCGGUGGGGAGGUGCCGGCGACAGCUAUGGCAGACUUAAUUAAGGGUCGGACGGACGGCGUGCGAUUGAUUUCCCAUUUUACGUCACGGUUUUCUGGGGG
This is a messenger RNA of Tricharina praecox, 1050 nucleotides long. RefSeq names its product cyclophilin-like domain-containing protein. The record is from RefSeq and is a predicted model, not a curated record. NCBI's taxonomy places the organism in Eukaryota, Fungi, Ascomycota, Pezizomycetes, Pezizales, Pyronemataceae. Gene Ontology annotation, molecular function: peptidyl-prolyl cis-trans isomerase activity. Gene Ontology annotation, biological process: protein peptidyl-prolyl isomerization. The transcript is spliced from 3 exons. Bases 1 to 993 code for a protein of 330 amino acids.